UAUCAACUAGCAUGAUAGAUAUUAGCAUUUGUAAAAGAUGUAAUGUAGAAGGAUAUGUGGAUAUCCCACUUAUUUAUGACAAGCAUUCAUCCAAAGGGCGAAUUCGAUUUACCAUUACUUUUUUUUUCAAACUUAAAAUCAUGAAAAUGAGAGCUAGUAAGAAAAGAGGGAAAGUGAUUGCAAUUAUUUCCUUGCGAUCUCAAAUGUGGUUUUUGGAAUUACAUGAGAAAAUGAUGAUAAUAAUACCGGAAACAACAGUGAAAAUAGGAAUAAUAACAGCAACAACAAAUACAACGGUAGAAAAUGUAGCACCAACGAUACGAGGUGUAGAAGAAACUUCACCAUCUGAUGAUGGUCAGCAAUGUCCAAUGGCAGUAAAUAAUUGCAUUUAUGGAACAUUGUGA
Molecule: messenger RNA, 404 nt
Organism: Loa loa (African eye worm)
Lineage: Eukaryota; Metazoa; Nematoda; Chromadorea; Rhabditida; Onchocercidae
Exons: 4
Source: RefSeq, a predicted model, not a curated record